AUUAUACAGUCAGUGCAAAAGGCCAGAGGCUGUUAUUGCUCUACUUCUGCUUUAAGAGUCAGUGCCUGCAGUUGUGGCUAGUUUUGGGAAAAGGGUUUUUUUUAUUUUUUAUUUUUUAUUCAUCUUCUGCAAAAGGAAACUUCAGGAAGCAUGAGCAGUUUUAACUGUGGAUUACAACCCAAAUUUAAAGGAAAGCUGGUGUGAAUUUGUCCAUCAACCAAAUAUUUCUGUCUUCUUUGGAUCUGAAUUAUUUCUUUUGAGUUCACGGGACCUUAUUGGAUCAAGGUGUUGUGUUUGUGAACUCUUUGAAGACUUUCUGGUGCGUCAUUAGAGCCGCUUUAAUGAUUUAUUUGCUGUAUCCUACACAUUAACUUCCCAUUUUGCCUCAGUUUUUACUCAGCACCUGCUCUUUACUUAGCUUUAUUCUGGCUAUUUUAAAGUCACACUUCAAAGUAGUGGAACGUCUUAAGAAACUGUUUGGUUUCCUUUUAAAUGCCAGACUGUAUUGCUCCUGCUGUGGUGUGUUUUCACUGUCACGCUCCAUAAGUAAACAAGAUAUUACAUGAGACUGAGAGGAAGCCAGGUUUAUUCUGGAGAUAACAGUCAAGAGAAAGGACACACAGACAAGAGGCUAGAAAAGAUACGCAGAUAGAGAGAAGGAACUUUGUUCAGUCUUGAAGAACUCACAGGAGGACUGUUACACUUGAACCUUGAACACAGGUGAAAGACAGUUUGUCUUGCUGAGACAUUUAAACAGCAUUGUUUGCUGAAACUGUAUAAAACAAAGUACAUAAAAUUUUCAAGAGUCUAAUUCUUCCUAAAAAAUAAAUCUCACCGCUGAUGGAUGACCAGGCUGUUAUUCAAGACAAUGUAGUUUCAGGAAAAUGGAAACACUUGGGAUGCGAUGUGUCCCCACACCAUGGCAGAAGGAGGACAGCUUACUGUGGGAACAGAAUCACAGGUGGACAUUGGCUCUGGAUAUUGACAAUAUUGUGCAUGAUUGUGUGUGUCUGUGGCCAAAUGGAGGGGAUGGUGCACUCGAGCUUCCGUAAGCUAAGUGGCCGUGAAAAGAAAGAGAUGCAAAAGGAGAUUCUGUCCAUCCUUGGACUCCCAGGACGGCCUCGUCCACACCCGCCUCUGCGUCCUCCAUCAUCUGCGCCGCUCUUUAUGCUGGACCUGUACCAUGCUGUGUCAGCAGAAGGGGAUGAAGGCCCAGUUGUGGGGUUCAUACCUGAGAGUGUCAGUCAUGCUGCACUGCCCACUCUAAGCACACACACGCCACCACUUGGCACGGUGGUAAGUGAGGCAGAUACCGUCAUGAGCUUCGUCAACCUGGUGGAGCAUGAGAGAGAUCUUUUCCACGCUCAGCCCUACUGGAAGGAGUUUCGUUUUGAUCUGACGCCACUUCCUCAAGGAGAGACAGUCACUGCUGCAGAGUUCCGCAUCUAUAAAACACUGACUAUGGGUCAGAGAGCUAACCGUACCCUCCAUAUCUCCGUCUACGAGAUCCAGAGGGAAAAAAGACACAGGGAACCUGAGCUAGUUUUGUUGGACAUGCAGUCAGUUCCAGCAGGGCAGGAGGGCUGGCUGGCCUUCGAUGUAACAUCUGCCAGCAACCACUGGCUCCUACAACCACGGAGCAACAUGGGCAUCCGACUGUAUGUGGAAAUGGAGGACGACCGCUCAUUAUCUGCCAGCUGGGUGGGUUUGGUGGGCCGCAGAGGGCCGCGUUCCAAACAGCCUUUCAUGGUGACAUUCUUCAGAGCCAGCCAAGCCCCCUGCCGCCCACCUCGAGCUCUUAGACACAACACACAGCGCAGGAAAAAACCCAAAAAUGACCUGCCUCACCCAAACAGACCAGGUUUAUUCGACCAAACUCCUGUGAGUAAUGGGCGACAGGCCUGUAAGAAGCAUGAGCUAUAUGUCAGCUUCAGUGACUUGGGAUGGAAGGAUUGGGUUUUGGCUCCACCAGGUUACUCAGCAUAUUAUUGUGACGGAGAAUGUGAUUAUCCUCUUGGAUCCUGUAUGAAUGCUACUAAUCAUGCCUUGAUCCAGCUUGUGGUUCAUCUUAUAAAACCGGACGAGGUUCCCAAAGCCUGCUGUGCACCAACCAAACUCAGCUCCAUCUCUGUGCUAUUCUACGAUGACAACAACAACGUAAUACUGAAGAAACAUCGAAACAUGGUGGUUAAGACUUGUGGCUGCCUGUGAACACGUGUCUCUGUCUGCCACUGUCCCCCUACUGCACUAUUUCUAGCAAACACAAUUCUUGUUUCAAAAUGAUCUUUUAUAUAUAUAUAUAUAUGUAUAUGUUUCUCCUGGUGUAACAAUAAGCUAUUGAUAAAAGCUAAAAGAUGCAACAUGGUGGUUUGUAAGAAUUUAGAAAAUAAUCAGGAAUUCCAGUUUAAUGAAAACAGAUGUAAUGUAUUAUUAGAUUAGAUUAAGACUAUGAUUUGCUCGUCCUAACAUUAUUACUCUUAAGCAUACAGCUGAGUGUAAUAGUAUAUUUAAGUGUGUGGAAUGUCUUGCUAGCACUCAGAUGAGUCAGAUGAGUACGUGUGCAUGUGGUGUAUUUUGUUGCUGGAAUAAAAUGAGUUUUAUAUUAAUAUAAUGUGCAAAAUAACACGGACAGGAUAGGGCCAGUAAAGAAGUUUUUCCUUUUCCAUACCUUAGACUGUAUGCUAAAUUACAACACUACUCAUUCUUUACAAGAAACACAAGCUAUUCUUUAAAACAUACUUUAACAUGACAGAUGAACAAAUCAAAACAUAUUUUCUAUUGGCCUGUCUACUGAUUCCUUUCCCUGGAUUUCAGUGCCCUAAAGAAGGAAUACAAAAAGCAUCUCCAUUUGUGUGUGUGUGUAAAAUCUUCAUCAGUCCAUUCUGAUGUUGUGAGCGUUCUCUCUGUCUUAUACUGCCAGCUGUUUGCAGAUUGCAUUGCAGUGAAUAAACAAUAAAAUGUAUUUCUCAAA
This is a messenger RNA of Tachysurus vachellii, 2971 nucleotides long. RefSeq names its product bone morphogenetic protein 8a (gene bmp8a). The record is from RefSeq and is a predicted model, not a curated record. Gene Ontology annotation, cellular component: extracellular region. Gene Ontology annotation, biological process: SMAD protein signal transduction. Gene Ontology annotation, molecular function: cytokine activity; growth factor activity. NCBI's taxonomy places the organism in Eukaryota, Metazoa, Chordata, Actinopteri, Siluriformes, Bagridae. The transcript has 7 exons. Bases 841 to 2211 code for a protein of 456 amino acids.